This is a messenger RNA of Sardina pilchardus (European sardine), 1780 nucleotides long. It is a transcript of the gene aarsd1, whose product is annotated as alanyl-tRNA synthetase domain containing 1. Lineage: Eukaryota; Metazoa; Chordata; Actinopteri; Clupeiformes; Clupeidae. The transcript is spliced from 12 exons. The record is from RefSeq and is a predicted model, not a curated record. The coding region runs from base 83 to 1324 and encodes 413 amino acids. Gene Ontology annotation, molecular function: nucleic acid binding; ATP binding; alanine-tRNA ligase activity. Gene Ontology annotation, biological process: alanyl-tRNA aminoacylation; regulation of translational fidelity.
AAUAGGUCCGAGUUUGGGACGGUUGCCACUUCAAGUUCUUGGGUUCAUUGAUCAGUUACUUUGUCUUUUCAAAGACACCGAUAUGGCUUUUCAGUGUCAGAGGGACUGUUACAUGCAGGAGUACUCUACUUCUGUGGUGUCCUGUGCGGAAGCAGAGCUGCAGCUCGAGAACAAUGGAAAGAAAGAGAAAGUAAAGGGCUAUAAUAUCAAGCUGAAAGACACCAUUCUCUUUCCCGAAGGAGGGGGUCAGCCUGAUGACCGGGGGACCAUCGGGGGUGUGUCUGUGCUGCGUGUCCUCAGACAGGGCCCUGAUGCGGUCCACUUCGUGGGCUCCGCCCUGCAGGAGGGCCAGGAGGUGCAGCUGAAGGUGGACUGGGAGCGGAGGUUUGACCACAUGCAGCAGCACUCAGGACAACAUCUUGUCACAGCGGUGGCAGAAUCCAUGUUUGGAUAUAAAACCACAUCAUGGGAACUGGGGAGACAGCGCAGCGUUAUAGAGCUGGACACUCCGUCGGUGAAACCAGGAGAAAUGGAGGCUCUGGAGGCCGCUGUCAACCAGAAGAUCCGAGACCGCGUCCCCGUCACCGUGCAGCUGCUCGCCAUAGACGACCCCGCCGUGGAAAAGGUGAGGAGUCGCGGUCUCCCAGUCGACGCUGCUGGACCAAUCAGGAUCAUCGACAUUGAGGGUGUGGAUGCGAACAUGUGCUGUGGAACCCACGUGUCCAACCUCAGUGACCUACAGAUGAUUAAGAUUCUGGGAACAGACAAAGGGAAGAAGAACAAGACCAACUUAAUUUUCUUGGCUGGGAAUCGGGUCCUGAAGUAUGCAGACAGAUGCUACAGUACAGAGAAAUCACUGAUUGGCCUUUUAAAGACAGGGCCUGAGGACCAUGUGGAAGCAGUGGACAAAGUCCAGAAGACGGUGAAACGCCUGCAGAAGAGCAACCUCACGCUGCUUAGAGAAAUGGCGGUACUCAUUGCGCAAAAUUUCAAGAACAGUCCAGAAAAAGGCAACUUCUUCACUUUACACAAUAAAGAUGGAGACAAUGAGUUCAUGAACACCAUUGCCAAUGAAAUUGGCUUUGAGCACACCACCGUCUUCCUGACAGUGGGGGAGGAGAAAGGUGCCGGAAUGUUCCUUUUAGCCGGCCCCACCGCUACCAUCGACACCUUGGGGAAACGAGUGCUGGAGCUCCUCCAGGGGAAGGGGGCCGGGAAGAACGGGCGGCUGCAGGGGAAGGCCGGGACCCUGGCCAAGAGGGCCGACGUGGAGACCCUGCUGCGGGAGCACUGCAGCCAGGGGAAGACCACCGGGGAGGAGUAGAGGAGGAGGGGAGCACGGAGCAUCGGUGGUGGAGGAGAAGAAAAGAGGGAUGAGAAGAAGAAGUAGAAAAGAGAGAGGAGUUGCGGAGGAGGGGUGAAUUUAAAAAAUAAAAAAAAAACGACAUGGAGGAGAGAGGAGGACGAGCAGCUGGGUUUAACAGCUGUUUCUCUUGCGAUCACUCCGACAGACAGAUGGAUGCAGACAGGUGACCGUGGGAACCACAAUUAUCCUCAGGAAAAAAUUAAACAAAAGCAAAACUUGUCUUCAUGACUGAAGGCACACACAUUUUUUUAGAUCGAAGUGCACAAUGUUGAUCAUCUGUCCAAUGUGUGUGUAUGACUGAACGUGUCUGAACAUAUUAGGAAUCUGCUAAAACUGUAUUUUUUAUGUAACAAUAUGUACCUCAUGAUGUGUUAAAUUGUAUAUAGCAGAUAUUAAAACCUGCCUGAGUAUGAA